AUGAAUGGAUUUGCCCGUCAUGUGUUUGCUCCCUACCAAAAAAAAAGUAACCUGUUAACGCCAGUGCGUUCCCCAGCGGCUUCCCUGAAUGACGAAUAUACAAUGAGCCACAAUGUCAACACCACAAGAGGGAAUAAACAAAAAUUGAAAAGCUCUGAGCUUCUUUCAAACGAAGACGUCGACUUAACUACAUUAAUUUCGGAAAUACGCGACUUCAGGGACGAAGUUAAAGACAUAGUACGCCAAGAACUGAAAUUGCAAACAUCAGCCAUUACCAAAUGCUUUGAAGAGAGGCUAGGUGAAUUAUCGAAGGCACUUGAGUCCAAAGACUUGGAAAUCAGUUCAUUAAAAUCAUUAGUUAAUGAGUUACAGCAACAAAUCGCCAUCCAAGACCAACACUCGAUGCGAAAUGAACUGGAGAUUAUUGGUAUGCCUGAAGAAAACAACGAAAAUCUCACGCAUAUCGUUCUCGCUACUUGUCAAAAGCUCGGAGUACAGUUAUCCGAAAAUGAACUGGAUGAAGUGGUACGUGUAGGCCCUAAACGUUCCUCAGGCUCAAAAUCAUCUAUGCCCAACUACAAACACCCGCGCCCAAUCAUAGUCAAACUACUGCGACGUAAAAAAGAGGGAUGA
Messenger RNA from Parnassius apollo (apollo), 633 nucleotides. NCBI's taxonomy places the organism in Eukaryota, Metazoa, Arthropoda, Insecta, Lepidoptera, Papilionidae. The record is from the annotation of a GenBank genome assembly.